Paraglomus brasilianum is the source of this 714-nucleotide messenger RNA. Lineage: Eukaryota; Fungi; Glomeromycota; Glomeromycetes; Paraglomerales; Paraglomeraceae. The record is from the annotation of a GenBank genome assembly.
AUGUCAUCAGCAAAAAAAAUAGAUCUCAAUGAGCUUGACAUAAGCACCUUGUCACUCCCUUUCAAAAUCUGGGUAAAAUAUGGCAAUGUGCAACCAUGCAGGGUUGUAUUUGACAGAGAAGUGGAAGAUUUGAAGGAGGUGGUCAAGAAGAGACUAUCACCCAAAUUAAAUGAAACUGACCUUGAUCAGAUUAUCCUCUGCAAGGCUGACCUAGAACCAGGUGCUAUAGUGGAUUUGAUUUCCAAAAUAGCACCAUUAAAACGUAAAUAUGAAGAUUUAAGAGAAAUCAUACACAAGAUAAAGAACAAGAUAGAAGAAUCCGUAGAGAAACAAGUGACAUCAAAACCAAGAUACAGUCUCAGAUCAAAGCUUUCUGGAGUAAGGAUAGAAAAAAUUCUGGAUGAUCUUGGAUUAUUGACUCUAGAACCCCUGCACUGCCAACCUUUCCAAUGGGAUUUAGAGAGAGAUAAAGAUCAACAGAUGCCUGAUGUUAAGAGAUGGUUUAAAAAUGUUCUAAACCUGCCCAGGAAUACUCAUGUGAAAGAUAUUCAUACCCAGGUGAAACACCAACGGCAUUUGCAAGGAGCAAACAUUACUAUAAUGGGCGGCAGCAAUAUAUCUGUUGGACCAAGUCUGACUCCUUGCAUCUGGAUUGAAACUAAGAAAUCAGUUGAGGAUUUCAUAGAAGGUCAAGCUAUUGGAGCCACGUUUUGA